AUGUUCUGUUUGACGAGCGCCCAUCCAGGUACACAAUGGGUACCUCAGUCUAUACAAGCGUGUCCUGGACAACAACCUCGGAGAAGAGCGCCGUGUAGAGAGCGCAUCGCUGGACUGGUUGUGAGGCCCCAGCCGCAGCGGCAAGCGGUUGCCACGGUGCUACGAGCCGCUUCCCGUGGAGCAUUCACCGGUCCGGGGUUAACUGAAUGCACCUUCCUGGUGCAUUCAUUGAACGUCACCAACGUCCAACAGCGAAAUCGAACUGCGUCACGAGCGUCCGCCAACACGUGCCGGUGUUGUACCGGUGCCGUAGAGCCUGUCGACGAGCCGAGCGCCCGUCGUGAUGAGCCCAAGCGCUCACCGGGAACACCACCUUUCACUGACGCUCUGCGUACGCGUAGCUUUCUUGGUCUAUCGUCGCUGACACUAGCCCGGCUUGCACUUGUUGGUACAACGCUGGUCUGGGCUGCGAACAACGUCCUGGUGAAGAAGCUCUAUCGACUCGGCUUGCAGCCGGGCAUGGUUACAGCAGUGCGGUUUUCGCUUUCGGCUUUGGUCUUGUCGCCGUUUGCAACCUGGCAGGCUUUGCGACCUGCCCUCGGCCUAUCUAUGACCUCUUUUGCUGGCAAUGCUUCCUUAGCGCUUUCACUUCGAUUCACGAGCACGGGCAGGGCCUCAUUCUUCGCAGCGAUGUCGGUCGCUGUGACGCCGUUGUUAGAGUUGCUGCUCUACGGCAGUCCACUUCGCCCAGGUUUCCUGACAGCGUCUUCGCUCUGCGUCAUUGGUGUUUUCCUCAUGUCCAGGGAAAGUCUGCUGCAAGUCCGACUUGGACAGCAGACAGGCCUCGCCAGCGAGACUGGGGCUGGGCUCGCCUCCUGCGGUGCGCUCCGCGGAGACAUGCUGGCGCUCUUGGCGGCUUUUUGGUUCGCACUCUAUAACGUUCGACUCAGUCGAGAAGCGCCAAAGCACCGCACGGAAGCAUUGAGUUCCUCACUUCGAGUCUGGACGGCUUGUUUCUCGACAAUCUGGGCCUGUUUCGAGAUUGUGCUUGGCAAGCAUGCAGCACCCACAGGAGCGCAUUCCUCCGCUAAGGUCACUGUCGACGGCGGUUCUGGUGCUCUGCUCGCUACCUUGAGUAUCAUUCGCGAAGCGGUGCGUUCCCUGUUUACCCGCCUCCAUCAAGGUGGAAUCACAGCUUACCUCGGCCUAGCUGCGCUAGCAGUGCUCGUGAUUGUUGGCGCCUACUUUCAGGUCUAUGGGCAGCAGCGCAUCUCAAGUCAAGAGGCAGCGGUGCUGUAUACAUUGAAUCCCAUAUGGGCUGGAUUGGCAGGGUAUCUGUUUCUGGCGGAGACCUUCACUUUGGAGCAGGGGCUGGGCGGCCUAUGCAUUCUGUUCGGCUGCCUUGCUGCACGACGGCAGCAGCAGCAGCGCUCGCCUGUGACGAGCAUUCCCAGAAAGUAA
This is a messenger RNA of Cyanidioschyzon merolae strain 10D, 1461 nucleotides long. RefSeq lists its product as hypothetical. Bases 1 to 1461 code for a protein of 486 amino acids. The record is from RefSeq and is a predicted model, not a curated record. The transcript has a single exon. Gene Ontology annotation, cellular component: membrane. Lineage: Eukaryota; Rhodophyta; Bangiophyceae; Cyanidiales; Cyanidiaceae.